Messenger RNA from Penicilliopsis zonata CBS 506.65, 1359 nucleotides. RefSeq lists its product as hypothetical. The record is from RefSeq and is a predicted model, not a curated record. Lineage: Eukaryota; Fungi; Ascomycota; Eurotiomycetes; Eurotiales; Aspergillaceae. The coding region runs from base 205 to 1197 and encodes 330 amino acids. Gene Ontology annotation, cellular component: cytoplasm. The transcript has 3 exons. Gene Ontology annotation, biological process: signal transduction.
CGUCCAUUUGAUUCGAAACCGGUUCGACCACCCUCACCGGUCACUAAGCGCCGGCAUCGAAGCUUUUGGAACCCCCGAAACUUCAGGACUAAGGCGCUUACAAUUUGAGCAUGGGAAGCUGCAGUGCCUGAUUCAACUGGCUUCUUGAGGGAUUGACCGCGGUGAUUCAGUGAUUCAGCCCGUUUGCGCGCGCGCUAAGUGUGGAUGGCAUCCUCGGCAGUGGACCAGAAGGCUCUGGGCAACUUUGCCGCCGUCACGAGCCAUGAGAACCCGUUCUUGUCGGCGAUGCUGUACAAGAUCCUAGGGCUGUCCGUCAUGCUAUCCCGGAAGCUGCUGCGUGCCCGUCGAUUACGGAAACUGGAUCCGACGCGUGAAACCAAAUCACUACAGCUGUACCAUCACAUCAUCUGGUUGUCGCGCGAGGGCCUCCUCUUACUGGAGGAAUACAUCCUGCCCAUGGUAGAGACCUACGUCGAGCUCAAGGUGUUGACGUACAAACUGCGUGCCUCAUUCUAUCACAUUUUCGUCCUCUUCCACAACCAGCCGGCGAUUCACCCGCCGGGGAUCUUCAGCCUACCGGCCCCGAGUCUUGUCGGGGCAAUGGGGGCAGAGUCGAUCUCAAUAACCCCGCCACUUCUAUCUACGACAAACCCUCUCCCUCAACCUCGUCAUCAUCAUCCUCCCGGUCUGGGUCCCGUGCAACCGCCGAGAUCGGCCUCGUCAUUCCUGCUGCCCGGGCUAGACUACACGCCGACGGCGACGGCGUGUUUCAAUCACGCCGCAGUGCUGGCCGACAAAAUGCUACCCGGCUCGCACCCGCUCCGGCUGUCCGUGAAACUCGAGUACGCGGCGUACCUGUACGACUGCCUGCACGACUCGGACGCGUGCCGGCGCCUGGCCAAGCAGGCGAUCGCAGACGUGUACAACGCGCAGGAAGGCAUGGACGAUGAGAGCUUCGAGGACGCGGCCGAGAUCGUCGGCAUCCUAGGCAAGAUGGUCAAGCGUGGGGGCAAGACCAGCAGCGCAGGCGGUGGCAGCAGUAGCACCACGGCCGGGGAUGAUAGCCGCAGCGUCUCAACCAAGCACGACACCCGCCUGACGACACCGACUCGCGAGCUGAAGCCGACGGGCAGCACGGCGGGCAGUGGGGAUCUGGCGCCGGCAGUUCCGGACCCGACCAUGAUGAAUCCGAUCUAAUGACUUUCUUUUAUCCUUUCCUUUUCCUUUUUCCUUGUUUCUGGUUCAUGUAUCUGUUUGGUUUUGUUGAUACCUAGAUGUUGACUUGGGUUGGAUGUAUGAUUUAGCUGUAUUUACGUCUAAUAUGUAUUUUCAUAGAAAUCACCAUAUUUCUACCUGGUA